This is a messenger RNA of Lecanosticta acicola, 940 nucleotides long. The record is from the annotation of a GenBank genome assembly. NCBI's taxonomy places the organism in Eukaryota, Fungi, Ascomycota, Dothideomycetes, Mycosphaerellales, Mycosphaerellaceae.
AUGUCGGCGGCGCUCAAGACCGGCGCUGAUGCGCGGGCGAUGCGUACGACCAAAUUUCCACCCGAAUUCAGCCAGCGAGUUGACAUGACCAAGGUCCACCUGCCUGUCAUUAAGAAGUGGGUGUCAGACGAGAUCUCCAAGAUCCUCAACACCGACGACGACGUGGUCACCGAGAUGAUCAACGGCAUCCUCGAAGGCUCCAAGUUUGUGCGUUCCGCCGAGCUCACCACCUGCUCAUGUUACCGACUACUGACAUUGGUUUGCAGCCCAACAUCAAGCAGCUCCAGAACGACAUCACCGGCUUCCUCGACAAAGAUGCGCCAACAUUCUGUCUCGAGCUGUGGAAGUUAUGCUUAAGCGCGCAGGCGAACCCGAACGGCAUCCCCAAAGAACUACUCGAAGCGAAGAAGAAUGAGCUGGCACAAGACAAGGUCCGUCUGCACACUGAUCUGCACGGCUUUGCGGACAUAUGACUGACACAUGGCGUAGGCUGCUGAAGAGAGAGCUCGUGAGGAGGCAAUGAGGCGACAGGAAGAGGAGAGACAGCGCGAUCGGGACCUAGCACGCAUCCGUGAUCGCGAGCGUGGUCAGCGUAGGAAUGGCAGAGGCAGCUGGCGAGGUCGUGAUCGUGACCGUGAUCGUGACCGCGAUCGUGAACGCGAUCGCUCCUACGACCGUCGGCCCCCAUCGAGGGAAUACUCCAGAUCCAGAUCCCCUCCAAGACGUCGGGACAAUCGGCGUGGAACAGACAGCUACGUUCCCGGAGGCCGUGGUCGCCGAGAUGAGUACGCUGCUCGACGCCGGCGCUCACCAUCACACGGCAGAUCUCGCUCGCCUUCGCGCUCGCGCACCCCGCCACGCCGCAGACGCCGCAACACCUCGUCCGAGCCCUCCAAAUCUCCUCGGCGACGCAGAAGCUCUCCGGGAGACCGUGACCUGA